CCCCACAAAAAACAAUUAAUUCCGUUAAAAUUUUUAACAAGUUAAAAUCUAUGAAAUCCAUUCAUUUAAUUAAUAAAUUAAAAUUAUGACCAUACAUUUAACUUAUUCGGACCAAAGCGAGGUCUGAAUUAUCCUAAUGUGGCGAUAAAUACAUGUGCGUGGCUGAGUACAUUCUUGCAUAUAACACAUAUAGAGGAACACUUUCACCCACAAAUAGAGGUCAGUGGGGAAAGUGAGGACAUUUUCGCAGUCCUCACUUUUUUUGCAGCUUCUAGCUUAGGUAGCUUUAAAGGUAAGCAGUGGAUUAAGUUCUGGUUAGGGUUAGUAAGGACUAAACUAGUAUUGUGUAGUGUCCUGGUUAGGCACAAAUGCAGUUAGUAAAAUGAAUGGAAGUCAAUGCAAAGUCCUCAGUUUGUAUAGAAGUACAUGGAUGUGUGUGUGUGUGUGCGCGUGUGUGGUGUGUGUGGUGUGUGUGGUGGGGGUGUGCUCUCACAUGUUAAAGUCAUCACACAGGAAUCUGUUGUUGGAAGGAAACUCUGAGCCUCUCCUCCCUUUAACUCUUCAUCAUCUGAGAAUAAUUUAGUGUCUGCAAGAUUUUUAUGAUCAUCUUCAGAUAUUCCACCUUAAAUCUCUCUGAGCCUGUGUGUGUGUGUGCAGAGGACGAGCGCUGCCGUCUGUACUGUCAGUCCAAGGAGACGGGUGCCGUGGUGUCCAUGAACAGAAUGGUGCAUGAUGGGACGCUGUGUUCCUACGACGAUGCCUACAGCGUCUGCGUCCGAGGAGAGUGUGAGCAUGUGGGAUGCGACGGCCAGAUCGCCUCGGACCGUCGGGAGGAUCAGUGCGGAGUCUGUGGGGGAGACGACUCCACCUGUAAGAUCGUUAAGGGGAACUUCACCCGCAGCACCAGGAAGCUAGGUUACCUGAAGAUGCUGGAAAUCCCCAAAGGAGCCAGGCAUCUGGUGAUUCAGGAGUUUAAGGGGAGCCCUCACACCCUGGCCGUGAAGAACCAGGAGACGGAUCACUUCUUCCUCAACGAUGAACAUGAGAUUCCUGAGAGCCAGGUGGUGAUAGAGAAGGGAGUGGUGUGGCAGUACAACAAGACUGGUGAGCAGGAGGCGCUGCACAGCGACGGGCCGCUGAAGUACGGCGUCAUACUCAUGGUCCGUUCUCACCUGGACUCCAAGGUAACGGUGUCUUACAGCUACAUCAUUCAGGACUACAUCCGCUCCUCUCUUGAGUCCAACCUGGUGCAGGAGGAAGCUGUGGUCUAUGAGUGGGCCCUGAAGAAGUGGUCCCACUGUUCCCAGCAAUGCGGUGGAGGGACGCAGUACACCCGGUUUGGCUGCAGGAGGAAGGCUGACGGGAAAAUGGUGGAGAGGGUCUACUGCUCCGACAUCAACAAGCCCAGACCCAUCAGCCGCAAGUGCAAUGCCGAGAGCUGCAGAUCUCCACAGUGGGUGACUGGGGACUGGGAGGCCUGCAGCGCCUCCUGUGGGCAGACAGGGUGGCAGCGCCGCUGGGUGAGCUGCCAGCAGGAGUCCAGCAGUGGGAAGCAGCGCCGCUCAGUGAACAGCAAGCUCUGUGGCGAUGACCGGCCAGAGGCCAAGCAGACCUGCAACCGGUUCCUCUGCCCCGCUGGUUGGAGGACCGGGCCCUGGACCGCGUGUUCGGCCUCCUGUGGAAACGGGACUCAGGACCGUCAGGUUGCGUGUUUGAAUCCUGAAGGCUCACCUGGAAACUGCAGCGAUCUGCAGCCAAUAGCAGCGCGCCCUUGUCAGGCCCCGCCCUGCAACGGAGAUCCGAAGAAUGCCAUCAUCCUCUGGCUGUCCAGGUCCAACCCCAGCUUCCCGGCUCCACAGACAUCUCCCAGGCAGCGUUGCCGUGGCGACCGCUCUGUCUUCUGCCGGAUGGAGGCGCUGAGUCGGUACUGUUCGAUCCCUGGAUACAGACAGAUGUGCUGCAAGUCCUGCAGCGAGAGGAACGCCAGCAACUCUGAUGGGUUCAGUAACUUCACCAACUCCAGCAACUUCACCAACUCCAGCAACUUCACCAACUCCAGCAACUUCAUCAAUUCCAGCAACUUCACCAACUCCAGCAACUUCACCAAAUCCAGCAACUUCAUCAAUUCCAGCAACUUCACCAACUCCAGCAACUCCAGCAGCCAGAGUCCCACUGACUCCCCAGCAAACAACAGCAGUUCCUGGGAGUUGACUGAAAUGAUGAUGUCGGUGACCUCGUCUACCUCAUCGGUUGGUGAUGUAAUCAGUGAUGUCACCAGCACACCAACCCCUACAAGCAAGAGCAGCACCGACUUUGUCUAUGUGGACUACGACUACGAGUUUCAGACGUACGUCGACAAAACGUCUGUUUUUCCAGCUACCACGGCUGCCGCAAUUACUGCGGUUACCAUGGUUACCACGGUUACCUCCACAGCUGGAACUACGACAGCACCGCCGAUAGGAACCACUCCAGAGUAUCUGCUGAGCAGGAGAACCGCCCCGGUGUCCGUGGUUACGGUUGAUCAGAACCAGACAGCGCCACCAAUCAGAACCUCCGAACGCACUGCCACAGCACCAGGUGUGCCGGCACCGGCCUCCAGGGAGAAGAACUCGGUGGAUGAGGUCCAGUACCGGGUGGUUGGAGCGGACGGUACCACCAGAAACCAGCAGAACCUCUUCGUUCCCCGCGUGCUGCCUUUCCACGAACGGACUCAGAACCAGCGCAUCCAGCAGCUUCUGAAGGAGAGGCAGCUCCAGAACCUUCUGAGGCUGGAAGAACGGACCAGGGCGAGGCGGAACCUCCUGGCCCAGCAGAACCAGACCAGGGCUAGGUGGAGGGACUGACCCAGUUCUGUUGGGCUUAAUAAUAUCAGUCAAUGAGAAACAGAAACUGACAGAAACUCCUCCAUCUUUGUUUCUCUGAGCUUAAAGCAAAGUUACUCUAUCAGGCAUGAACGACCAGAACCGGGCCGCAGAACGCUCCGGUUCUGUUGGGUUUUAUACUCAUGCUGUUUGUACCAACUAAUCCUGUCUUAAUAAAGCAAAGUCUCUUCCA
Xiphophorus hellerii (green swordtail) is the source of this 3054-nucleotide messenger RNA. RefSeq names its product A disintegrin and metalloproteinase with thrombospondin motifs 2-like. Gene Ontology annotation, biological process: extracellular matrix organization; proteolysis. The transcript is spliced from 11 exons. Gene Ontology annotation, cellular component: extracellular matrix. Gene Ontology annotation, molecular function: metalloendopeptidase activity. The record is from RefSeq and is a predicted model, not a curated record. Bases 600 to 2843 code for a protein of 747 amino acids. NCBI's taxonomy places the organism in Eukaryota, Metazoa, Chordata, Actinopteri, Cyprinodontiformes, Poeciliidae.